This is a messenger RNA of Amorphotheca resinae ATCC 22711, 1185 nucleotides long. RefSeq lists its product as hypothetical. Lineage: Eukaryota; Fungi; Ascomycota; Leotiomycetes; Helotiales; Amorphothecaceae. The record is from RefSeq and is a predicted model, not a curated record. Gene Ontology annotation, biological process: vacuolar proton-transporting V-type ATPase complex assembly. Bases 169 to 879 code for a protein of 236 amino acids. The transcript is spliced from 2 exons. Gene Ontology annotation, cellular component: extrinsic component of endoplasmic reticulum membrane; Vma12-Vma22 assembly complex.
GGUGGCUGCUUCUGCUCCUUUCUGCUUCCCUUGCCCUGCUUGUCUUGGCCGCAAUUCUGGACUUGGCAAAGCAGCUAGCUAUCACGAUCAAUACUCAAUCUCGACCCUCAACCAUCAACCAUCAACCACUCUACCAGAAUCUGCCUAUCUUUCUUUCCACCAUACAACAUGGCCACCCAGAAACUCUCCUCAGACAUCGACCGGAUGUUAGAGCAGUAUCUACAGCUCCUGGAUACCUACACCUCCCUCCGAUCCCAGCUCUCCGUUCUGCAAUCCUCAAUUCACCAGAACAUAGCACGCGCCAACUUCUCCGCCGACCGCGGCAUCCGCUACGGCGAACAGCUGUACGAUGCGCGAAUGCAAGCCUUGCGCAUAUGCCGUAUCGCCGUUGACACUGCAGGCGUCCCUGAAGAUGCAGAGCCUGCGCCUACAGCUGGAGGUGAAAGGAUGAGCAUCACGAUCCUUCCUCGAUCCGACUCAUCCCCGGACUCCUCUCCCACCACUUCCCCAACCCAAACCACAAACGAGAACACCACCGACACUCAAAAAAGCCCCAGCAAAGAAAAACAAGCCUCGCCUACCUCAGAAACAGAAUCAGAAAAACCCAGGCCCAGAGACCCGCUCCGCAUGUUCGGGAUCCUGGUCCCGCAGGCGCUGCGCACAGCGCAGACGGAAGCUGUCAAGAUGGUGGGGGAUGUGGUGCCGAAGCUGGUGCAGCUGGAUCUACAGAUGCGGGAGCUGGAGAUAGAGAUUAGGAGGGGGAGGAAGAGGAAGGCUAAGGCUGAGGCGCUGGAGGUGAGGAUGAGGGAUGAGGGAUCGGUGAGGGGUGGGGCGGCGGGAGAGGAGCCGGGUGGGAUGGUGGAGGGUUUGAAGGUUUAGGGGGUUGGGGAUGCUUGACCGAAGGAACGGAUGCGAGGUAUGUCUGGAGAUACUGGAUGAUAAGCUAGUGCCGGUGGCUUUCAGAAGACGAUGAGCUGGAUGUUUACCUAUCUAGGAAUUAACUCGUAUAUGCGCAUGGCUGCUACGAUCCAUAUCAUCAAGUAUCAAGUUGUGUUUUAUGUCGUAACCUGAUAAGUUCAAGCACAAUCUUACAUUUUUACAUCCCGGCAAGAGUACAACUACCCGCAGACCAUAUGCACCGUCCCACAAAGCCUCAGAACGCCUUCCUUGCUAAACCCUAAGCAG